CUCUGCCGUGUCCGCGCUCUGAUCCGCUCUGAAGGAAUCCCCGUGUGCGCAGUGGAGCCUUGGCGCUGGGACCGAACUGUGACAUGACGAGGAAAGAGAGCAGGCUGGUGAACCGGACCUUCUGCUUGGUCAUUUGGACGGCUCUGUUCUUGCUGGGCUUCAUCAUCGGGUGGUUUGCAAAGCCCUCCGGUCCAACUGACACCAACAGUGAUGCUUCACCAGUCUAUCUGAAGGAAUUUCUGCGUGAAAUGCGGCCAGAUCGGAUCAGAGACCACCUGAGGAAAUUCACGCGACUGCCCCACCUGGCUGGAACCGAGCAGAAUCUCAGGUACGCAGAAUGGAUCCAACGUGAGUGGCUGGCGUUUGGUUUGGACUCCGUAGAGAUGGUGCCGUACGAUGUCCUGCUGUCCUACCCAAACAAGUCGCAGCCAAACUACAUCUCAAUUGUCGAUGCACGUGGCUUUGAGGUCUUCAACACAUCACUAGCUGAGCCGGUUCCUGAUGGGUAUGAAGAGGUGUCCGACAUCGUACCACCGUACAGCGCCUUCUCCCCACAAGGAAAUCCUGAGGGAGAUUUGGUGUACGUCAACUAUGGACGCACCGAAGACUUCCAACAGCUGCAGACGGAGAUGGGCCUCAAUGUGACUGGCAAGAUCGUCAUUGUCAGAUACGGGAAGAUAUUCAGAGGAAACAAGGUGAAGAACGCCAUGCUAGCUGGAGCGAAGGGAAUCAUCUUCUUCUCAGACCCGGCCGAUUAUUGCGCCGACGGUGUUCAGCCGUACCCCGAUGGCUGGAACCUGCCCGGAGGAGGGGCUCAGCGAGGGAACGUGUUGAGUCUGAAUGGUGCUGGAGACCCCCUCACUCCCGGGUACCCAGCGAAAGAGUACACCUACAGAUUCAACAAGGAAAAGGGAGUCGGACUUCCAACGAUACCGGUGCAUCCCAUCGGCUACCAUGAUGCGAUUCACCUGCUCAAGAACAUGGGAGGAGGAAUUCCUCCGAACAACUGGAAAGGCUCUCUGAACGUGUCCUACAGGAUUGGACCGGGCUUCACCGAUGAGUUCAAGAACCAGAAAGUGCGGAUGAAUAUCUACUCUAACAACCAAGUCACCAGGAUUUACAACGUGAUUGGGAAAAUAAGGGGCGCUGUCGAGCCAGACAGGUACGUGAUUCUGGGUGGGCACCGUGACGCCUGGGUGUUUGGGGGAAUUGACCCCAUGUCUGGUGCUGCUGUGGUCCACGAAACCGCCCGCAGUGCUGGAAAGCUGUUGAGUAAAGGAUGGCGGCCCAGACGGACCAUCGUAUUUGCUAGUUGGGACGCAGAGGAAUUUGGACUGUUAGGCUCCACAGAGUGGGCUGAGGUAACACUGCACCAUCGUCCGAACAACAACACACAUAAGCACGAUGCUUUGUAUUUGUGCAAAGGACAAUGCCAAACUGCUGCAGGAGAGAGCCGUGGCCUACAUCAACGCAGACUCAGCCAUCGAGGGCAUGCACACUCUGAGGGUGGACUGCACCCCGUCUCUGCACACUUUGGUGUACAACAUCACAAAGCUGACAGUCCUGAAGAAGGAGAGGAGGGAGUUUCUCUGUAUGAGAGUUGGCACAAGAGGGACAACUGGACCAAUGAGCGAGACGCGCCAAGGAUCAGCAAACUGGGUUCAGGCAGUGACUUUGAGGCGUACUUCAUCAGACUGGGAAUAGCAGCCGGGCGAGCGAGAUACACAAAGAACAAGAAAACAGAGCGAUACAGCAGUUAUCCAGUCUAUCACAGCGUGUACGAAACCUUCGAGGUGGUGGAGCGGUUCUACGACCCUUCCUUCAGGCGACUUCGUGCCGUGGCUCAGGUGAGGGGCGGGCUCGUCUUCGCGCUGGCAGACUCACCUAUCCUCCCUCUGGACGCCAACGAGUACGCAGUGGCGCUGUGGAAGUAUAGUCGGAGCAUCGCGCUCAUGGGCCAGCUUCACAAGGACAUGCAGGUGUACAAGGUGUCAUUUGACCCCCUGUUCUCUGCGGUGGAGAACUUCACCGUGGCAGCGCGCGACUUCCACAAACGACUGGAGACAGUAAACCAACAAGAUCCUCUCCAGGUACGAAUGAUGAACGAUCAGCUGAUGUAUCUAGAGCGGGCCUUUAUCGACCCUCUGGGUUUACCUGGGAGACCCUUUUACAGGCAUGUGAUCUUCGCACCGAGCAGCCACAACAAAUACGCCGGCGAGUCUUUCCCUGGAAUCUACGAUGCUCUCUUCAGCAUCAACAACGCAGCAAACCCAGAAACGGCCUGGGACGAAGUCAAACGGCAAAUAAGCAUCGCAGCUUUCACCGUCCAAGCAGCAGCCAUGACGCUGACGCCUCCUGCAUGAAACAUUGACUUCACAAAAGUGAGCAUGUUGGAAAGCACGGACCGAAUUCCACUAUUCUUGUUUUCUGAAUAUCUUUUUUUGAGCGGCCAAGCGAUCUAGUUUCACUCAGUAUCACUCAGUCAAUGCGAGGUUCUGCCCUAGAGCUCGGUUUGUUUCUCCAGUUGACAACAGAAAAACUCCAGUACAGAUGAACGCAUUUCAAUGAAACCACCUGGAUUUGUGGGAAAUGGACUAACUUAGAAGUGUUUUGUUUUUUACAGUAUUCUGUUGGUUUAUUUAGAGCUCCGAAUGGUAUACUGUUGUUCAAAGUGAUAGCUACUGCUAUACUGGGUGGCACAUCCGGUCACGUGGCUAGCUUUGCCUAAACUGUCAGAAAACUAACGUUUUGAUUUCAUAAAACGCAUCAGUCUUAUCACCGAAGUGGAACAACUUUCAUCUGACUCCGGUGACCAAAUGUGAAUUGAGCAAACGUUCUGAUUCAUGCCAUCUGCUGUCCGUUUCGGAAUAUGUUUAUAACUUUUAUCGCAUUUUUCCAACACACAAAAACAUCAUCACAAUGACAUUCACUGUUUUUAUUUGUGUUUUUUUGUAUUGUUUUUCUUUUGACCGGUUUCCAAAAAAAGUUGCCCCUCUCCCUGUUGUAGCUCUGUAGUUUGUCAAAAGUUCUCGGCAUCCUUGACAUUUUUUCAUGUAAGGUUUAAAAUGCAUUUCCACAAUCCAAAGUGGAGACUUCAGUUUUAAAUUUAAAAAAUUCAUUAAAAAGUUUGGUGUUAUUUUAAAAGUCAAAGAGCCGCUAUUAAUCAUCCUCUUGAAUCAGCUCUCUCAAACAUUCCUUUACAUUUUCCACUCGAUCCUCUGGAACUUCGUGUGUAGACCUGGUCAGCAGUUCCUGCACCUCCCCCAGUCCACUCAGCUUGGCGCAGUUGCGGGGAUACAAGUACCCGCCCAGCUGAGCUUCAUGGCAGUUAGGAGAGAGGAGGCCGCAGAGGAAGCGCAGGAACAUGUCGUAGUGUCCUAGUGGUGAAGCCAGCAUCAACUGUAGUGCACUCUGGACUAGACCAGCUGCAGAUUUGCUCUUGGAUGGAAACAUCCUGGAGAAUUUGGCAGGCGCCUGAUCCAGAAUGUUCUCUGACUCCGUGCGGAACAUUGUGAAGACAUAAAGAGCAGCCAUGAACUCCUGGACAGGAGAGGAGUCAAUAAACCCUCAGGGUGCCGUGACAUUAAACGUUCAGGGUGAUUUAUAAAGAAGAAACAAAAUCUCACCUGAACAGUAAAGUGUAUGAAGCAAAACUGUCUCCUGUCCUCCGGAGACGGACGGGGAAGUUCAGUGCACAGUCCGGAAAAUAUCGUCACCUCAGACAAUCUCAGGCCGAACUCUUCCAAGUCCUCUUCAAAGAACAGGCUUCGAUUCAUCUCCAGCAUUUGAAAAGCCAUCUUUCCCAUGUUCCUCAGCAGCUCCGUGUCCUCACGCAGCCAUUGCUGACAAAACAUGAUGGAAUUUUGUUUUGGUAAAUGCUCACUAGCAUUUGCUAUUUUGCCUGACUGAAGCCUCACCAGCCCAUCACCUUAAACCACUGCCUUGUGUUUAUGUAAGAGUCAAUGAAGGUUAACCUUGUUACCUUGUCGGUCUCCGAUCUCUCACAGUAGAACUGCAGCCUGCGAUUCAUCUGGAUGAUCAUGAAGUUCACGAAGAACGGAGUCAGUUUGGGAGGGUGCACUCCAUAGCCUCGGCAGCGGAAUCUGGCCUCGAACACGGUUGCCAUGAUCCAGCAGGCGAAUGGGAGGCGAGACAAAAUCUGCAGCGUUGGAAGCUGCUUGUAAUGGGCCAUGAUCUUUUCUGACAACUCAGGGGGGAAGCGUUUGCGGAAAUAGUCGUCUCUCAUCUCCUCACUGUGAGGUCAGAAGAUAAACAUGGAGUGAAGUGACUGAAUGAAUUCAUCACACCAGUUCAUGCUGGAGUGAGACUCACCUGAAGCCUCGUAUUUCAGUGUAGACAUCAAUGAACUCUGAUGGAAUUUGGGAGACGGCAGCUUGUCUUCCCAGUAUCCAAACACAGGCACCAGGAAGCAGAGUGCCUCUGAUGAUGUUGACGAUCAAGACGUCAGGAUGUGCUGGUGUGCUGAUGCUGUCGAUGACCGGAGCCGUCUGCACGGUGAAACAGCACGUUUCAAUGCCACACGUUUGUAAAAAGCUCAGUGAUGUUCUACAAAGCCUCACAUGACCAUGACACUUCGGAAAGGUCACAACAGGUCAGGCUUAAUUCACCUUGAGGAGUAAUGGCCAGAUGAGGCUUCAUGAAACUUUUCAGAGCCCACAAGAUGACACUCUCAAACCAUUGGAUUUGAAAAACCAUUUCAAAAACACCCACAACUCAUGACAAAGCAUGUUAAAAACAGACUCCUGUGGAGAACUGACCAGCCAAUCCAGAGGCGUUUGGUAGGAGUCGUACGAGUGCAUCACAAUGAGAAAUUUACAGUCCACUUCUUCCAGGACUGCCAUGUCUUUGCACUCCGGAUGAUAAUACUCUAUCACCUCCAUGAUGGAGAUCUUCUCAGAUGGAGGAAGAUGUUUUUUGCGAAGAAGCCAGAGAUCACUGAAGGAAAGUUUGAUGACAAACUGGAAAUCCUGAGGAAAUGACACCAUAAAUAUUAAAACCACAACAGAAACAGAGCAAUAUUGUAAAUAUGAGGAGCAACAUUAUUCCACACACAAAAAUAAAUACAUAAAUGAAAAAAAAAUAUAUAUAUAUAUAUUAGUGGCGAGACUUUUACAUGUUAAUUACGAUGAAAAAUAAUAUAAAAUUUAAAAAAAAAAAGUAAUUUAAUUUAAUAGAGCAAUUUCUCUCCAGACAACAGGGAACCUUUAUAAGUGCAGGAGUUCCUGGUCCACUGAUCACACUGAUGCACAAGACACGUGGCAGCUAGGAUGAUAACAACAACAACAAACAUGGAGGAAUCCCUGAACAAAAGCUAACAAAAGCAUCUGUUUGCUUUUGUUCAGGGAGGUUUUUCGCUGCACAAUGGCCAGGGUUUCCACUACUAUGAAUGUAAUUCUUAUAAAAUUGAAAUUCUUAUACAAAUAUUUUCAAGACAUUAAAAGAGCUUUAGUUUAAAUAAGGUGAUAUAAAAACUUGAAUGUAGCCACCAUCGUGAUUUAUUGUGCUAUUGUCAAACUGAUGCAAAAUAAACAAUAUUU
Messenger RNA from Synchiropus splendidus (mandarinfish), 5558 nucleotides. RefSeq names its product N-acetylated alpha-linked acidic dipeptidase 2 (gene naalad2). Lineage: Eukaryota; Metazoa; Chordata; Actinopteri; Syngnathiformes; Callionymidae. The transcript is spliced from 19 exons. The record is from RefSeq and is a predicted model, not a curated record. The coding region runs from base 84 to 2363 and encodes 759 amino acids. Gene Ontology annotation, molecular function: carboxypeptidase activity.